Molecule: messenger RNA, 1053 nt
Organism: Penicillium canescens
Lineage: Eukaryota; Fungi; Ascomycota; Eurotiomycetes; Eurotiales; Aspergillaceae
Product: N-terminal C2 domain-containing protein
Exons: 5
Coding region: 1-1053 (350 amino acids)
Source: RefSeq, a predicted model, not a curated record
AUGCAGGCAUUUGUUCCCAAAAACAGACGGCCUAGGUUUGAGCUUGUGUUGAGAAUUAUCGAUAUCAACAAUGUUCCGCUAGGCAACGGCGUUGCCUUUGUGAGAUGGCGACUACCAUCAUCAAGCGCCACUGAACACCAAGGCCAGACAGAGAAAGCGACUCUAUCUGAUCACCGGGCUUAUUGGAACUACGAAAAAGUACUUCAAGUGAGACUUACAAUUGACAGGACAUCAGUGCUUCAAGAGUGUGAACUCAAUUUCGAAAUCAUACAAGAAUUCACCUCAUCGCCCAUGUCUGAAAAGAAUGUGCUGGGCAAAAUCAGACUCAAUCUUGCUGAAUAUGUUGACAAGGUUGAAGAAGAUGAAGGUGUCGUUCGACGCUACCUGAUGCAUGAAUGCAAAGUGAAUAGUACAGUCAAAAUCGGGAUAGCGAUGCGCCAGCUAGAAGGAGACCGCAACUUCACGACCCCACAUUUGAAGUCAGCUACUGUGUUUGGAGGCAUCGCCGGUUUCGUACAUGCUUCCGAGCAGCAAGGUGAUCUCCAUGAAGCUGGACAUCUCCCAUCCAUCAAUACCAAGAGCCGGGAAAUUGCGGAUAUGCAAGAUAUGUAUCGGCGCACUCUGGCGGCAUCAUGGUCCUCCCGGGCGUCUGAUCUGCCUGCUGAUAAACUUGUUGAGGAGCUAUUUGCUGGAAGCGCAUGCUGGUACAACGAAGCGCACAAUGCCAGCGACAAAAGCUUGCUAGAGGGUGACCACAGAGAUACUCUACUAAGCGUAGAGUCAGCUUCGCGACAAAGUCGCACAGGAAAAAGGCUGUCCCCAAGCUUCGAACGUCGGCCCAAGAGUUCUUCGAGCAAUCGUUCUCACAAUAGCGGCAAGACGCCGGACUCUCUUUCUACACUUGGACAUCCGGAAAAGGGUGGAAGCAUCGAGCAGAAGCUUUAUGACGGGGCGAAGGGUCGCGGAUGGAAAGCACCCAAUGUACACAAUGAACUUUCUGAGUUUGACGUGAGAGAGGAUUUGCGCAGCUGGGAAGUUCCUUCAAAGGAAUGA